Messenger RNA from Drosophila elegans, 5237 nucleotides. It is a transcript of the gene SCAP, whose product is annotated as sterol regulatory element-binding protein cleavage-activating protein. Gene Ontology annotation, molecular function: protein binding; sterol binding. Gene Ontology annotation, biological process: SREBP signaling pathway. Gene Ontology annotation, cellular component: Golgi membrane; endoplasmic reticulum membrane. Lineage: Eukaryota; Metazoa; Arthropoda; Insecta; Diptera; Drosophilidae. The transcript has 7 exons. Bases 949 to 4827 code for a protein of 1292 amino acids. The record is from RefSeq and is a predicted model, not a curated record.
UUGUUCUAACGUGAGUAACGACGCGGCGCAGCGUUUUUGCUGUUUGGCGAAAAAAAAAACGUGCUUAAUGCAAAGUUUCCUUUCAAAACCGUUCGAAGGACUCGUCCGAACGCGUUUACCUUGUACCUGUGCUGUGGUUGGCCAUCCUGCAAUUGCCCAGAUCGGUUUCCUAGUGCACUGCACUCGAAUACGACACAUCCGCCCAGAAAAGUGCCCCCAGUGAUUUGUUCGUUUCUUGGGACUUGGCAAAUGUUAAUCUGAUAACAAUAAGCGGCGGCGGUGCCUUAAUUUCAAUUAAAUAAAUCGAGAGCGGCGGCAGCGACGUUAACGUCGCAGGUUUUUAUAAGAAUAACCCGUAUGCUUGGACGCGUGUGUGUUUGUGAGUGUGUGAGUGAGCGCUGAAGAUGCGCGAAAACGUCAAUUAAUUGCAGCAGCAACAACAACCGCACGGCGCAAAUAACGUGGGGCCAAAAGGUGCGAAUGAAGCGCAAGAAAAAGAAAAAUCAAUAGGAAUAGAAUGCAAAUCGCCGGGGAACAUGUAUCGAUAUACAUAUAGUCCAAGCCCAGAUCGAAGCCAAAAACUACCGCCAGCAGCAGGAGCAGAAGCCAGCGAGUCGACGCUAUUAAUAAACAUAAAUAAUAUCGCAAUAAUAUCGGGGCGGCCGCUGCGUCGCCUACGCAGAUGAUGCGUUGCAAACGCCAAGUUGCGUAAUUGCCGAAUCCGAUUCCGAAUCCGAGUCCGCGCAAAAACAAGAACAACAACCACAACAACAACAACAACAACAACCAAAACCAACUAACAACUCGUAUUUCGCCGCUAAAAACGUUAGAACAAAGUUCGUGGCCAGAGUCUCAUCUCUAACGUGUGUGUGUCCGUGUGACCGUCUCUGUGCGCGCGUGUGUGUGUGUUUACUCCGGUGUAAGUGUCAGUUCUUUGCCAACAACAACAUGGCCGCCGCAACAGAUGGCUCUGCCAGGGCGGCCGCAGCAGCGGCGUCGACGUCGCCGCGAACAGCAGCCUCGGCAGCAUCGAACGGGAGCGGUCUGACCGGCAAACCGCCCGGAUCCGCCCCCUCAUCAUCGGCAGCGACGGGAGCAGCGGGGGCGGGAUCGGGCACAGCCUCAUCCGCCGGACUUCCCGCCUCCGUCUCGCACUUCUACUACAAGCACGGCCUCUUCCUGUCCAGCUACCCGACGUGCGCCUCCAGCAUCGCCUUCAUGGCGAUUCUGCUCUCGUGCUAUCCGUUAAUCAACAUACCGUUGCCCGGGACAAUACCCACCAAGAUUGUGCUGCCCUACGAGGCUGGUCUUGGUUCUCUGACAACGUACCAUCACAAUGGCUCCACGAUUCCGCUGCAGUCGCCGCCUGCCGCCGGCGAACCUCCGCCCGGCGCCGGACCCGCUCAGGCUCUCAACGGCAGUGCCACGGACCGCAGCCCGCCUCCCCUGCUGCCGUGGGCGCAGAGUAGCCCCGCCUUCUUCUACGUCCAGCAGAUAACGCUCCGAGCAAGCGUGCUCCCGUGGACCGAGGGCAUGCAGCUGAUGGAUGCAUUUCGUGCGCCGCUCUACGAAGUUUUUAAAUUGCUCGAAAUUGUGCGCAAUCAUCAGAGCAGCGAAAACCAGCGCACCCUGGAGCACAACUGUUUGCAUGUGGAGAACGUGAAGAGGGGAACCCACGGACAGCUGGACCAGAUCUUUCCCGAGUACGGCUGCCUGCUGCUCUCGCCGGCAAACCUUUGGACGCAGAAUGCUCAGAACUUCACCCGGGACACGAACAUCCUGAACACUAUAUUUCAGUAUCAUAACCUGCAAAAAUCAAAGGUUUCCGCCGCGGAAAUGCUCUUUGGCCUGCCCAUGCAGGACACGGGUUUCAAGCGGUACCCGCUUCGGGCUCGUUCGCGGAUCAUCCAGUAUGCCCUGACAUUGGUCCUCAAGCACAACGACGUGGAGUAUCUGGAGACGCUCAAGGAGAAGCUGCAGCGGCACUACCCGCCGCUGCCACCACUGGCCACGUCGACGGGUGUGCCAGUCGAGGAGCCAUCGACGGUCACGUACAUAUUCUACCCGGGAGAGUACAGGAUGUGGGAGCUGGUGCCCUACACGGUGGCCUUCAUGCUGGUGUUUGCCUACGUCUACUUCUCAGUCCGGAAAAUCGACGUCUUUCGCUCCCGCUUCCUGCUGGCCCUGUGCAGCGUAAUCACCACGGCCGGAAGCCUGGCCAUGUCGCUUGGCUUGUGCUUCUUUUUCGGCCUGACCAUCUCACUGCAGUCCAAGGACAUAUUCCCGUACCUGGUGAUCCUGGUGGGACUGGAAAACAGUUUGGUUAUCACAAAGAGCGUGGUGUCCAUGGACGAGACGUUCGACGUGAAGAUCCGCGUGGCACAGGCUCUGAGCAAAGAGGGUUGGCACAUUUCCAAGACGCUGCUGACGGAGAUCACCAUUCUGACCAUUGGCUUGGCCACGUUCGUGCCCGUCAUCCAGGAGUUUUGCAUCUUCGCCAUAGUCGGCCUGCUGUCGGACUUCAUGCUGCAGAUGCUGCUCUUCUCCACCAUCCUGGCCAUGAACAUCAAGCGGGCCGAGUACACGACGGAGGCCAAGCACCUACCCAAGAUGCUGCUGAGCUGCACCCAGGGAGCUGGUCGCCAGGAUUUCCGUUUUUUUGGCGCCUCGCCGACGAUGCCGCCCUUCGUGCCCGGCACCUUUCAGCGCUCGCAGUCGCAUCCGAAGCUCUGCUUUGCCGAUGCCGCCUCUGUCAGCGAACGGACGAGCUUGGUGAACGGCCACCAGCCGCAGGAGCAGCGAAUACCCAAGCGCAUCAAGAUUGUGAACUUUUGGGCGCGCACCCGCUUCUUUCAGCGGGCCUUUAUGAUCUGGAUGAUUGUGUGGAUCUGCUCCAUUGUGUACAACUCGGGUUGCCUGGAGCAGCUGUUCAGCAUGCAGAGCAACGGCACGAUGACAGCGACCCUUGAACUGCAACGGCGAUUGCAGGCGGGCCGUGGUGCCGUCAGCAGCUUUUUCGAGGGAUGGCAGGCCGGCGGACAGCAGCCGCCUGCGACGAGUGCUCCCAGCAGCAGCGGCUUUUCCACACCCCUACAGGCGCCACUCUCGAAGGACAUUAACGAGACGGCCGAGGAAAUGCUGCGCCUUCGCUACCCCAACUUUGACCUCAACUAUUUCCUCUCGAACUUUCACUGGUCCACGAUCAUGAAGCAAUACAAUGUCUCACUGAGCGGCCACUAUGUGACCCUGCUGCCCACCAUUCGGCUGAGCCAUGCCAUCACACCGGAACUGGCCGCCCUGCUGCGCAAUCCGCAGGAGCAACUGCAACAGAACUUUCAGUGGAAGGCCUUGGCCGCCGCCCUCGAUCCGCUGGACUUCAACGACGACGAUGUGCGCCGCGAGUCGCCGAUGGUUAUGGCCGGCGGCAUGCCGCUGGUCCCCAAGAGCCCCAUGGAAAUAUUCUUCGCCAUCCUUUUGUGCUGCAUCAGCAUCUUUGUGCUGUGCUACACCAUGGUGGUGUUCUACCGCUGCAUCUGUACGAGGAACUAUGCGGAGUGGCGUUCCAGCUGGCACGAAUCGGAGGCACCGUACAAGCAGACCGAGCAGAUCCUCGAGGGUGUGCCCACACAGAUCGCCGGCCAUAAGCACCGCAUCGAGUGCCUGGUCUCCGAUGGGGCCUACAUCAUCAGCUGCUGCUUGAAGGGCCAGAUUCGUGUGUGGGACGCACGCAGCGGCGAGCAGCUGACCAGCAUCGCCCGCUCCGACAUCCAGAUCUCUCAGCCGCGACCGGAUGGACAGACGCUGGUGCGCAAGUUGCCCGUCUCACCGGUUUGGUGUCUGGACUACUUUGACAAUCUCAUCGCCGUGGGCUGCGCCAAUGGGCGCGUUGAGCUGUGGGAAUCACCGGCCGGCUUGCUGAAGUGUGCGUACCAGGAGGACGCCAAACGGAACCAGGGUAUAACCCACAUCCACUUGAACGGCGAUCGGGUGAUUGUGGCCCGUCUGAACGGGCGAUUGGAUUUCUACCGUUUGGAGACGUAUUACAAGGGAAAGCAGAUCGACUGGAGUUUUACCUCGGCCUACAGACGCACUCAUGUCCGAACGGGAUCCACUGGCAGUCUGGGGCUGAUAAUGCAGCAGCAGCGCUGCCAGCAGGAUGCCGCCCAGAAGACCACCAAGGAGGAGAUGAAAAUCACGCUGGAGGGCGUGCGGCUGGCCCAUCAGCAGCCCAUCACCUGCAUGCAGGUGGUCAACGACAUGGUCUUCACCGGCAGUCAGGACCACACUCUCAAGGUGUAUUGUCUAAACAAAGCCGAUGUGGAGUAUACUCUGCAUGGACACUGCGGGCCCGUGACCUGCCUGUUUGUGGACCGCUGGCAACCGGGCACCGGGGGCUCUGGAUCCCAGGAUGGCCUGCUCUGCGUUUGGGAUCUGUUCACGGGUGCGUGCAUGUACAACAUCCAGGCGCACGAUGGCGCCGUCAGCUGCCUGGCCUGCGCACCCAGCUAUGUGAUCUCGCUGGGCACGGACGAGCGGAUAUGCGUGUGGGAGCGAUUUCAGGGCAACUUGCUGACCACCUUUAACAUCUCCAACGCGUAUUCGAGUCUGCUGAUGCUAACACCGUCCCUGCUGGUAACCAGCAAAAUGGGGUCCCUUAUCGUGUGGGAUGUGCGCACUGGACAGCCAGCCCGCGAAGUCAAGCUGGACUUUGCCAAUCUGCAGCUGUGCCCCAAAACUAUGAUGCUUGCCUGCGACUCGGUGGUCUGCGACUACGGAAAUGAGAUCCGCGUCGUUCGGUUUCCCAUCGUGGCUGACAAGUGCCACUGAAGCGCAGGACGAGAUGAAAUUACCUUUGCCCGCUAGCCCCUAGGCAUAAGUUGACUCUCGGCUCUCAAUCGCCUCGAAGCCAUUGACGCAUUCACUAAUUUAUACUUUGUUAGGGCUCGCAGGAUUUUACUUUCUAACAGUAGAAGUGUGCGUAACGCUUCGCUAGGAUUUAGUUGUAAUUUUCGGACACUGAGUGUUACAGCCGCUGGCUGAAACUUCGCUAGGCUAAGGAACUAAACUAAAUGAAAAGGAAAGAUAAGAAAAGAAUAUACACACAUAUAUUUUCGCGUAACUAUAUUAACUACAUAGUGUCUUAAAGCGCCUCAGCAUAACAUAAAAUGACUAAAUGUUAAAUUAAAUACUAUAUUUAUUAGAAUCACCUACGCUUAAUUUUCUAUAUGAAAAGUAAA